CACCAUGCCAAACUACAAACUCACUUAUUUUAAUAUGAGGGGGAGAGCAGAAAUUAUUCGUUAUAUAUUUGCAUAUUUGGACAUAAAGUAUGAAGACCACAGAAUAGAACAAUCUGAUUGGCCUGAAAUCAAGUCAACUCUUCCAUUUGGCAAAGUUCCCGUUUUGGAAGUCGAUGGAUUGAACCUUCACCAGAGCCUAGCAAUAGCAAGAUAUCUGACCAAAAAUACAGAUUUGGCUGGAAAAACAGAAUUGCAACAAUGUCAAGUUGAUGCAGUCGUGGACACACUGGACGAUUUCAUGUCUCGUUUUCCUUGGGCAGAGAGAAAACAAGAUAUAAAAGAUCAGAUGUUUAAGGAGCUACUCACAUGUGAUGCAUCUCAUCUUCUGCAAGAUUUAGACACAUACUUAGGGGAAAAAGAGUGGUUUAUUGGUAACUCUGUAACUUGGGCAGAUUUCUACUGGGAAAUUUGCAGUACCACACUUUUGGUCUUUAAACCUGAUUUGUUGGACAACCAUCCCAGGCUGGUGACAUUACGUAAGAAAGUCCAAAGCAUUCCUGCCAUAGCCAACUGGAUAAUGAGAAGGCCCCAAACCAAACUCUAGGUGAUGCCUGCUGCCUCCAAACUUCGUUAUUCUUCACAGCAUCACUCUCGUCAGAUAUGAAGCUACAUCAGCGUGCUGCAUAACCUGCACACUCCCCUCCCCAGCUCCAUCAAGACUUGCACUUCUGCCAUAUUCUGCUUAUCAAGAAAAAAAAGGAAAA
This is a messenger RNA of Delphinapterus leucas (beluga whale), 764 nucleotides long. RefSeq names its product hematopoietic prostaglandin D synthase (gene HPGDS). Gene Ontology annotation, molecular function: glutathione transferase activity. NCBI's taxonomy places the organism in Eukaryota, Metazoa, Chordata, Mammalia, Artiodactyla, Monodontidae. Gene Ontology annotation, biological process: glutathione metabolic process. The record is from RefSeq and is a predicted model, not a curated record.